Molecule: messenger RNA, 2471 nt
Organism: Exophiala mesophila
Lineage: Eukaryota; Fungi; Ascomycota; Eurotiomycetes; Chaetothyriales; Herpotrichiellaceae
Exons: 2
Coding region: 774-1625 (283 amino acids)
Biological process (GO): maturation of 5.8S rRNA; maturation of LSU-rRNA
Cellular component (GO): Las1 complex; preribosome, large subunit precursor
Molecular function (GO): endonuclease activity
Source: RefSeq, a predicted model, not a curated record
AUCCGCAGACAGCAGCCCAGUGGCCAGAGUACCGACUCACAAGUCAAACUAGCGAGUCGCACGAACCAGUUCAACGUACUCCGUAAGUAUAGGACCGAGUGUGACAUUCUGUGGCCAUUGUCAAUUGUGCUCCAGUCACAAACUUUUCUCACCACUGUGCCAGAUCCCCUGUUCAACCCCAGUCAAUUCCUCCAUAGGUGCAGUGCAAGCGCGGCGCAACUUGGGCGAUCCUCCAGGCCGCUCGUUGCCAAGUCACAGUUCAGAAGUGAUUACCAGGGUCAAUUCCUGAAGAGACUUGACUGGGUCACAACCGUCUCGGAUGCAGCUGCAUGCCGACUGAACCCGCGAACGCGAACGCGAAAAUCGAGAGCUCGCUUGCGCAAAUACUACGCAUACUAUAGCUCUAGGAGUACUACUAAACGGUCACUUUCCAAGUGGAGGCAAAAGACAUGAUUAUUGCCCUCAAUCGGCAGACUCAGACAAGAAGACGUAACCCAAGGCCGCAAAAGCCACGGCGUGGCCAAGUUAGCUGAGUGGCUAGGUCCCCCUGUGCCGUGCCUUCGGCUCUCGCCCGCCGCCAGCCAACUUGGUGGCAUGCCCUAGGUCACACAAGUCUUCUCCAAUUCUAAAGAUCACAUCACCUGACGAUCUAGGUCUCCGAUUCUCGAUCUCUACUCAACUGUGACGGGAGGGGCCUCAUCAAAAGUAAAGUACCAGGAAUCACCACAAGGCGUUCAUUCAGGCACGUCAAAGAGAGCACGAGACGGCACAGAAUGGCGGUUCAUUCGCAGCCGUGGCGGCACGAUUCUGAGCUGGCCAUGGUUCGAGACUGGUUCUAUCCUGACCACGCAAAACACGAUGCGUUCUCCGCCCCACCUGAGGACAUGCGCCAGAGAGCUGUGGAUCGAGUAAAUUUGUGGCUGUUCAAGGCUGGCCGCUUACCAGCUGCGGUGGUUUCGACUGCAAGCCUGACAGAAGCAUUGAUCCAUGACAAUGGAGUGGCCCACCAGGAAGAUAGGCACGGUUGUGGUGAUGGUCCUGGAAGAAGAAACGUGUCUGAGCCAGCCUUGCAAAGCAUCUAUGCCAUGGCAUUCGCCAGGUUUGUCAAUGGAUUUGUGGAUCGUGACGUUGCUCGUUCUCAGGCCGCUGCGCUUGCAUUGGAUGAUUCAAGGGGUCCUGGUGCAACCACUGUUACGACAUCGUCUCUUGCUGGACAGUCCGCGUCUUCGACAGGCAGGGGCGAGAGCUCCAUGUAUGCCCACGCCGUGACGAUUGGCAUGCCCGAGGUGUUCGUGGACCUACGACAUCAAGUCACCCAUGGCGACUUGCCUGGAUUGUACUACUUGCGGAAGAUGGCCUUGCAGGCCCUGCAGUGGUUGUACCAAAGAUGGUGGGUGAAACACGCUCAAGCAAGUCCGGCAAGGGCAUUGAGAGAGCAGGCCGAGCGUCAUCAGCUUUGUCUGGAGAUGAAAGCCAGGAGGGACGUUGAUGAGAGGCAGGAUGUUGAAUUUUCUGUUGAUGGGGUUGCAGAACGACAUUCGGCAAUGAUGCAGUCCAAUGUCCUCCCCUUGGAGGAUGUCGGCUCCUUUCCGACCUCGAGUCACAAGCGCAAACGGGACGGAUGAAUGAGAUGAUGAAACACAGCGUGAGUGCCCAGGACCGUGAUACCUAUCUCACUAGCUGUCCGCCACCACCUGAUUCUUACCAUUCAUACUCCAAACAUCUGAAUCUCAGCAUCUUGAUCCAACAGCGUUGAAGGUCAUGAUGCAUGCAUUACCUUUGCCGUGAGAAGAACGGUAGAACGACAAACAAAUCUCUCGGCAUCUUUGUUCUCGACGCCAAGAAGCGAUCUCGACCAGUUCUUCCGACACAUGGUCCUUUACUCGUCUUCAAUAAACAUGAUGAGUUGCGUCGAAGCAUAAUUCUAUACAUGACGUCAAGUCGCGGCUUCCUUAGUGCGUCGUCCUAGGAGACAGUUAUUGUCAUGUAUACAUGCUUCUCUCAAUAGGGUGGCUAUGCCCAUGUCUCGGAAAUUGUUGCUGGACUUCCAAAUCAACGGCAAUGGAGAAAGCGAAAGAUAUUUCAUGUCAAGUCGUUGAAGUUGCGUCAGGUAGCAACGAGCACUUCUCUGGUCCCUUUGACGAAUCCAUAGUCCUUGAGGUCACCAACCAGAUGAGCGGAUUGCUUCGGCACUCUUAUCAUCGCCAAAUCAAAAUCGAAUCGCUUUCGGGGCAGACGAGAAAGUAUCUAGUGGAGUUUGAGGACAAGAAUGUGUUCACCAUAAACAGAGUUGAGGAAGAGAGUCAAUCACACGUCAGGCUAGGCACAGUGUGGGUAAGUAUGACUAGGGACAGAGUGUGUCAUGGAUAGAUAUAGGUAUCAUUUGUGGCUAUAAGAGAUAUCUGCAAGAGUGCUGCCCAAUGGUGCCUAGAGCCUUGCAGCCUUAUUCCCAGGAACAAGAUAUUAUUCAG